UCAUCUGUACUCCGGUGUGCAUGUUUUUAUAAGAUGGGAGAUGAUUGGUCCAGAAUAGGUAGGCAGCCACGACAAGACGACGAAAGAACACCAAAGAUAGAACGAGAGGGUGUCACAACCGAGCGUCAUGGACCCCAACUCAUCCAUCCCAUCUAUCUGUCAACAUCGAAAUCCUGUGUUCACAUAACCACAAUCCCAGCUCUCUUCGGAACAACCUAUGAAACCUCUGACAUCAAUUCCUACAUGCUACGCUAGUAUCAUCACCAGCAUCCACGAGAAAGCGUAGAGUGAAGUCUACAUAUACUUGAGGCUUCAGCGCCGCUUAUCUCACUCCGCUUUGCGGGUUUGCGAAGAAUCCGAGCAAGCAAGUAUGAAGAAGCUCCUCACGUCUCUGCUCCAUAUCAUCAUCAUCCUCGGUAUCUGGACAGGUUGGCUUGGUUUGGGCUGCGAGGCGCUCGUUACGCUACACACGAUUCGGAAUCUAACUAACGCGACGGAUGGGUAUCGUGGGAGGAUAGAGGAUUUGGGGAGUGUGAGUGUGGAUUUUGGUGGAACAUGGGAUGGGCAGCAGCAGGUUGUUCUGGAGAUGGGAGGAGGGGGUGGGAUGGAGGGAGGGAGAGGGGGUGGUGGGGUUGAUGAGGGGGAGGUUGAAGAUACAGUAGCAGCAGCACUCAGAUUGCUCUGUACAGACAUAUUGAUAGAGUUGGAGAAGCCACUCGUCGUCAUACCUCCUCCAGCUCUAUACAACUCACCGAGAGGAGUAGAUUGCGACCAAGUCAAAUCGGAAUACCACGACUUCCUGGCCGCCACGGUACGAUUCUUGCAUGUUGUCCAGGAGAGGCAGAUGGUCUGGCGAUGGGGAGCGGACAGUGCCGUGUUCGACGGUGUGGGUUGGUUGCAGGGUCUCUGGGCUAGUAGGAGUACAAACUCCCAGAAUCGCAGUUUCAUCGAGCAGCAGAUGAGUAUGUAUGCUGAGACAGAGUGUUUUGGGAAGAGUAAUGAGGUGUUGAGGAGGGAUGUGGAGGUUGUGGAAUACCUAAAUGAUUUGCUUGAUCUGUUUGCAUGA
This is a messenger RNA of Cadophora gregata, 1066 nucleotides long. RefSeq lists its product as uncharacterized. NCBI's taxonomy places the organism in Eukaryota, Fungi, Ascomycota, Leotiomycetes, Helotiales, Ploettnerulaceae. Bases 371 to 1066 code for a protein of 231 amino acids. The record is from RefSeq and is a predicted model, not a curated record. The transcript is spliced from 4 exons.